Messenger RNA from Haliotis rubra (blacklip abalone), 3800 nucleotides. RefSeq names its product FMRFamide receptor-like. NCBI's taxonomy places the organism in Eukaryota, Metazoa, Mollusca, Gastropoda, Lepetellida, Haliotidae. The record is from RefSeq and is a predicted model, not a curated record. Bases 399 to 2171 code for a protein of 590 amino acids. Gene Ontology annotation, cellular component: membrane. Gene Ontology annotation, biological process: G protein-coupled receptor signaling pathway. Gene Ontology annotation, molecular function: G protein-coupled receptor activity. The transcript has 2 exons.
AUCUGUAGAUGCACACCGGCCCUUUGCAUCAGAGCUGGAUGGGCAAGUCGCAAACUAGCCUUGUGAGCAUUACAGCGUUACAGAGCCACUGUGGUAAUUGUGUUCGGAGUUGUGGUAAUUGUGUUCGGAGUUGUGAGGCAGGAGAGUGGCUUCCACACAUGAGUGACCUUACUGUCAGCCUGUGAUACUCACAUCACGCUAAAUAUCACAGUGACACGCGUGCUGUGACUCCACACGAUACAAGAUGAAGCUGGCCCAAGUGUGUGGAUGAAGCUGGCCCAAGUGUGUGCAACUACAGCUGUGGCUACAGAAACCAGAUGACCAUGUUGAGGAGUCUUCGACGCUGACCUCCUGCACUUGUGUCCUAACUUUCUGACCUUGGGUUCCAAUCUUUUACAAUGAGUAGUGAGUCGAUGGAGACUGUUGUCUGGCCAGACCAGACCAUGAAUGAGACAGGGACAGUGUUGUUCCCAAACUACACCUCGGUGAACAACAGCGGCAUCAACACAACAGUGCAACCCCUUAUCAAUUUCUGUAAGUUUAAGCCACCUCUGGAGCAAUGGGAAGUGGACCUCAGCUUCUAUCUGAAUGGAGUCAUCACACUGCUCAUCAUUGUCCUUGGACUUGUGGGCAAUAUGCUGACGGUCAUUGUUCUGACAAACAAGACCAUGAGGACAUCAACAAACUGCUUCCUUAUGGCCCUGGCUAUCUGGGACUCCAUCGUCCUCUUGGUCACCUUCUUCCUCAUCAGUUUAGGGGAGUUCACGGAGGAGUACAAGUACACGGUGUUCCCCUACAUUGUGGCAUUCAUAUACCCUUUGGGGCUGGUUGCACAGAUGAUAACAAUAUGGCUGACUGUUUCCUUCACAGUGGAGCGAUAUAUUGCUGUAUGUCAUCCCCUGAAAGCAGCAGGCAUGUGCACCAUCAAUCGAGCCAGAAUGGUGAUAAUAGGAGUGUGUUUUGUAUCUCUUCUUUACAACAUCCCCCGGUGGCUUGAAUACCAAGUGCUUGCUUUCACUCAUCCGCCAACGAAUGACUCCUGUAUGAUAAUCAUGCCAACAGAGUUCAACAAAGACCCAUUGUACAACAAGAUCUACUUCGGCUGGUCCUACUUUUUGGUCAUGUGUGUUAUUCCUCUUGUGUCACUGGCGGUGCUCAACACAUUUCUCAUACUGGCUGUCAGACGUUCUAAAGCACAAAGGAAAGAUAUGAAUGUUCGUCAAUCUCGGGAAAACAAUGUGACAAUUAUGUUGAUAUCGGUUGUUCUUCUGUUCAUGCUUUUUCAAGUGCCAGCUCUUAUAUACAAUAUGGCUUAUGCUAUUGAUAUAAACGCUGUCCAUUCUUCAUUUGGAUGGAAAAUUCUAUCAAUUAUUCGGAAUUUCCUUGUGAAUCUUAACAGUGCUGUUAAUUUCAUUCUGUACUGUGCUUUGGGACAGAAGUUUCGACGGACAUUUGUACGAAUCUUUUGCCCAAAGCUGCGCAAGAACUUGGAUAAUUUUAAUUCGUUUUCAAACACAUUCAAGAUGGAUAAGAUGAAGAAGGAAAAUGGUGCCAAUAAAUACGUCAAGAUGGCCAACAAGAAUAACCACACAACUUCAACAACAGGGGAUUCUGGGGUCGUCACCAAGUCUGCUGCUAUUUCCAGGUACUCACCUCCUGUUUCUGACUCAAAUUUCUCUGAUAAUAGUGUUGCACCUGUUAGUGUAAGAAAUGACAGGGUUGACAAACCCACCAAAGGUAAGCUUGAUAACAAUGUUGAAAGUAGCAGCAGUGAUGCUCUUGUUAACAAUGUUGAAACAGGUCACAGUGCUGAUGAGGCAAAAGAUGCAGAACAUGAUGCAGAAGAAAAGCAAAAUCGUUCUAAUAGAAAUGGUGAUAAUGUUAGCAAUGGCAAAAAGGUUGAAAAGGAUACCAAUGAUAAUGUUGAAAAUGCCAAACCAGAAGUUCCAAAAGAUGAUAGCGAAGCAACUGAUGAUUCCAAUAAGGCCCUAAAUGAUAAACCAGAAACCAAUAAUAGACAUCCCUUAUUCGAUAACCAUUUACCAAAGGAAGAGUUAGUUCCAAACGAAAACUACAUUGAAAACGAAAACUACAUAGACAAUGCUAAAUCAGACCUAGAUGCUCCAUUACUUCUGUUGUUGGAGAGUUGUAGGGAGAGUGACAUUCUUUAGAGGCAUUCUCUGACAUCACCACUUUGUGGCUGAUGCUUCUCUGCUUUAGCUGGUUGCUACCUCACAGGACACUGCUGCAGCAGAUCUAGAAAAGGUGACACAUGCUAAACUAGCUGAAGAAGUCACUCUUUUCUAGCUGGGUGCCAGAGAGGCGGACUUGUGCAGGUGAUGUUUUCCAGGCCCUGCUUGUCCCAGUCUCAAGACUGUUUGUUGGGCAUUCUUGAGACCCUAGGUGAACAAACGUGGUCCUAGCAGAUUCUAAGAACCUCUCAGGUGUCUCCAAUGCUGUAAAACAGCUAGCACAGAGAUCAGUGCAGGAGAUAGGUACAUCUUCUACAUGUUUGAAAAGGUAGUGUAAAGAUUGGCAAGAAUAUAUUCUGCAGAAUGAAUUGAAAUGGCAGUGAAGCGCGUUAUCAGCUUAAGCAGAAUGAGUACUUACUGGUGAAAGGUCAUCACUAACUAGUGAGAUUACAUGAGGUGGAUGCUUCAGUGAGAUACAUUCACUACUGGGUAGUGUGAGCUUGGCUGAAUGGACACAGAAUCUGAAUGAAUGCAUGUUGGACUGUUGAUAAGUUCAUAUCAGAACAGUGAGAUUACUGAGUCCAUUAAGAGGCUCCACACUAACAUUACUAGACAUAUUUACAAAAUAACCAGUUGUAUUUUGAAUAAUAACUUUAUUAUAUUUAAUUUUCAAUAUUAUAACUAAAUCCUUACUUAAUGCUGCUGACAAGUUCAACUUCUUACCAUCAACACAGUUAUCAUGUUUCUAGGUCACCUUGAUACAUACAUACCCCACAAGGUUCAUGUUUCGUUUUUAACAGGUGUUAAAAAUGAAACAUGUUCAAAUGUGACAAUUCAAGUCCAUCAAAGAAAUACUUAAACCUUCAAGGCAAAAAGGCCAGACAGGUACUUGCAACACGGUUUGGUGGAAGCCUUGCUAACCUUAUGUCACUGCAUUUAUUAAUGUCAUAUUUCUAACAGUCAAACAUAAACAUCCACUCUGAGAUAUGAGGUGUGUCAAAAAGAGUAAGUGGACAUUAUCACGAUAUUCUCUGACUGUCAAACAUGAAUAACCCAAGAAACGCAGCCAUUUUGUAGGUCACAAGUAUUUUUACAAUGCUUCUUUCAUACUUGACAGAAAUCAUGAAAGAAUUGAUAUAAACAGAUAUACCAUGUACGAAAGUAUUACUUAUUUUUUUCCAAAUUUUGUUUAGCACCAACAGAUGGGCUGAUAUGUACAAUUCCUGCUGAGCAGGUACAGUGGAUCACUCUCUCUAAAACAUACAUAGUGACUCACUCACCGGAUACAGUGGACCACACACUCCACAAUGUAUAAAGUAGAUCACUCCAGAAGAUAUACAUGGGAUCACUCACUCCAGAAGAUAUACAUGGGAUCACUCACUCCACAAUGUAUACAGUAGAUCACUCCAGAAUAUACAGUGGAUCACUCAACAUUGUAUCAAAGAACAAAAAACCCAGCACAUUCACAUAGAACAUCAUACGGAAAUAGCAUACAUAUUCAUUACAGUGAGAUGUGUACAAAGAACAAGCAACAGAGAUGCAUUGGUUGAAUCCAAAAGAAACUAUGAGUAGCUUGGCUGCUUAUUGUCUCAAAUUUGAGAUAACUUG